AUGGAUACUGUUGCGCCGGCUGCUCACAGGGGGAAAUUCCGGUACUUGACCAGGGGGACCAAACCAACUCCGAGGAAAGGAGCGUAUCUGCUACCACCUCUCUCCGAGUUUGGUGAUGUACUAACAUUGCCUUUGACGGACUUGAGGCCCUCUCUAGACCUCGGAGAUGAGUCGCCAUACAAGCUGUCAGUCCACGGAUUCACCGCUCGCCGACACCUCUCGGCUCUACAUGUAGCUCCCUAUGGCCGAGCAAGUUGGAAUGAUGAGCAACUGCUUCGUGAGAUUUACUUCCCGGAGGUACAGGCGCUUGUUCAACGGGUGACGGGAUGUAAGAAGGUCGUGAUAUCAGCAGCUGUGAUUCGGAGCGGAGUAUACAAAGAAAGCGACCCAGCUUCUGCUCCGCAAACAGCAGAAAACGGCGGAAGCUCGGACAAAGCCAUACCUGCGUUAUUUCCGCCUAUUUUUGGAAAUUCGACGACAGACGGUAUAUGUCCUGCUCCCAAAGUGCAUCUGGAUCUGUCUCCGAGGGGUGCAAGGUACCAUAUUCGAAAGUAUCAUCUCGAAGUUGCUUGCGCGGCCGAGCAACUGAUCGAUGCGGAGAACCGACGGCUCGAAUCCGGUGUGCAAUGGGAUGACCUCAAGGACUAUUAUGGCGAGAUACCUCGAUUCGCGCUCUUCUCCAUAUGGCGGCCCCUAAAAACCGUCCGCCGUGAUCCUCUUGCUCUAUCGUCCUGCGCUUCCUUUCCUGAAUCAGACUACGCGCCUGCUAGUCAGCUUGAACCCAUGGACCAUCGUAUCCCUGCUCAUCUGUCGCGCAUAGUUGAUUCCGUAUUCUAUGAGGAUAAAGGAAUGUACCAGUCGCAGAGCUACCUAGCUUACGGGCCUCGGGACAAGGAGCAAAAGGCGCAUGACUGGCACUUUAUCUCAGAGCAACAACCCUCUGAGGUCCUGAUGAUUCAACUGUUUGACAACAAGAUGGAGGCACAUGCAAGAGCGCCUCAGGAAGGAGUUGACAAGAUGUCUGACCUGGGCGUUGGGGGAGCUAUCCAUAGUGCAGUCGAGCUGGACGACCAGGAUGUGGAAGCUGAGCCUCGAGAGAGUAUCGAGGUAAGGUGUGCUGCAUUCUGGUGA
Messenger RNA from Microsporum canis CBS 113480, 1131 nucleotides. Its product is annotated as GA4 desaturase. Lineage: Eukaryota; Fungi; Ascomycota; Eurotiomycetes; Onygenales; Arthrodermataceae. The transcript has a single exon. Gene Ontology annotation, molecular function: oxidoreductase activity. The coding region runs from base 1 to 1131 and encodes 376 amino acids. The record is from RefSeq and is a predicted model, not a curated record.